AUGUCAGCGAGCGGUUUCCUGGAGCCUUCAGGGCCGCCUCGUAAAAAGAUGAGGAAAGGUACCAAAAGCUGUACUGAAUGUCGUCGACGAAAAAUUCGCUGUACAUUCGACCAAGAUCGUCCGAAUGUCUGCAAUGAGUGCCACUCGCGAGGAUCGCCCUGCAUUGAUCAAGAACUAGGCACUCUGGAUCCUAAUGUUGCCGGUGUUCUUCCUGGAGAACAACCCUAUAGCCUCCGGGAACGAGUGACUCAGCUCGAGAAUGUGGUGAGAGACAUCCUGCAACGGAUGAACCAGACAAGUCCAAGCGAAUCGGAAUCGCCAACUCAACAACCAAAUAUCUCCGAUCCCUGUGGUAUUUCGUGUGGCGAGUCUACAGCUCUCCCUAUCAACUCCAAGACAAUAGAUGCACCGCUUACUGAAGGCCGAGAUAUCGAAAGUGCUCCGGUGUUGCAACUGCUCAACAAUAACAUCGUUUCUCGCACGGAAACUGCCGUUCGCUCUCAUGACGGACCUACCACAAAGAACCUUUCUGAAAAGGCCGAUGCUGUGCGAAACCAGCUUCUUAAACUAGUGCCUUCCUGCCAGGAUUUAUUAACCAUUCGUAAUGGGGCGACCUUCUGGUGGGCUGCAUGGCAGUACAUGUUUCCCGAACUCUCCACUGGAUGCCGGUCAAAUCUUGUUGGAACCGAUGAUAUGUUUCAAAUACCCAGUUCUCCAGGAGAGCUUGCCAAGUUUUUGAUCUGUCUUUUGAUGAGUAUCGAGCAGCUUCCCCUGGAUUUCAACUACGCAGCUUUGCAGAAUCCUUUCAAUCCUGAUAAAUACGCGGAACGUGUUAUAUCCGAAAUCGAUCGAUUGGUUAUUUAUGAUGAUGACCUGUCUAGCACGCUGCCAGGUUUGGAGGCAAUGGUACUGAUGUCGAAAUGGUAUAUGAAUCUCGGUCGACCCCGUAAAUCAUGGAUAUUGAACAGAAGAGCAAUUGAACUCGGUCAAUUAUCCGGCCUGCACAUUUCGACAAGAAAAGAGCCACGCCCUGGUGAUACCCUUUAUGACCGUCGCCUGAAAUUGUGGACUUUCAUCGGGCUAAACGACCGCUUCCUAGGCCUCCUCUUCGGGCUACCUUACGCCAUCCACGAGAACUCAUUCCGACCACAAGUGGAACGACGAUUGAAAAAUGAGAAACCAACCCUGGAAACCUUUGCGUUGCGUCUGUCUUUAGUCAUGGGUCCACUGAUUGACCGCAAUAUGGAUGACCCUGCCGACAUGUCACUUGCUACAACUCUGAGAUUGGAGCAAGAAUUAGAAAACCAUUCGCGAGAAAUGCCCGAUCGCUUCUGGGUGAAAAAGCCUGGUGCGAAUUUCAGCAUCGAAGAACAAAACGAUUACCUUGUUACUCCGUUUUUGUACCAUUUUUUGCGAACUCUGAUUCAUAUGCCGUUCAUGUUGAAAUCAUACGGAGAUCGUAAAUACCAAUACAACCGUGAUGUUGCGUUGGAAUCCGCCCGCUGCGCACUCCGUGCAUAUGGCAGCUUGCGAUCCUGGGAAGGAAUGAAUCCUUAUAUCUGUCGAGUAAUUGACUUCCAGGCUUUCACCUCGGCGAUGCUCCUCGUUAUCAAUCUAUUAGGGUAUUCUGAAGACGCGCCAAACCACAGCGAGGAACAGGACGACAAGGACUGGGCACUCGUCCACGCAACCGUCGAGGUCCUCCAGAAAGCCGCUGAUCACCCCACAGGCACCGUCGCCGCACAAUCCGUCAAUAUCUUGGCUGGAAUCAGCAAGACCAUGCCAAACAUGUCCGAAUUUCAAGACAGUAACAUCACCUGCAAGGUCACCGUUCCGUACUUUGGCGUUAUCACAGUAGCACCCGGGAAAGGAAGAAGACCGCGGCUGCGAAAUCGCCAACAAGCAGCAGAUAAUAGCAGUAACUCGAACUUCUCUACUCAGCCUUCCCGAUCCACAGUAUCCUCCGAGCAGACGAGUCCGUUCCAGAUCUACACACCACCGCAAUCCAACCCGAGUGAUCUGAGCACGGGCUCCUCCGAUCAUAUCAGUGGUACGAACACGACGAGCUGGGCGUCAUCGUUAAUGGACGAUCCACGAAUACAACUGGAGAACAUGGUUGCAUUUCCUAACAGCGGAGUACUGGAUCAGAAUGCUUUUACUGGCUUCACGUUUGAUCAUGAUAACCUUGGCGCGUGGUCGAAUCUGAAUCUGGAUUUGGAUUUGGACCAGGGCUGGGAUAUGAACUGGACUGAUGGCGGGAUUUUGCAAUAA
This is a messenger RNA of Talaromyces proteolyticus, 2271 nucleotides long. Its product is annotated as putative C6 finger domain protein. The transcript is spliced from 3 exons. Lineage: Eukaryota; Fungi; Ascomycota; Eurotiomycetes; Eurotiales; Trichocomaceae. Bases 1 to 2271 code for a protein of 756 amino acids. Gene Ontology annotation, biological process: regulation of DNA-templated transcription. Gene Ontology annotation, molecular function: zinc ion binding; DNA-binding transcription factor activity, RNA polymerase II-specific. The record is from RefSeq and is a predicted model, not a curated record.